Molecule: messenger RNA, 1173 nt
Organism: Dissoconium aciculare CBS 342.82
Lineage: Eukaryota; Fungi; Ascomycota; Dothideomycetes; Mycosphaerellales; Dissoconiaceae
Exons: 2
Coding region: 1-1173 (390 amino acids)
Source: RefSeq, a predicted model, not a curated record
AUGACCACACACGCGCCUAUGGCGAGAGUGCCCUUUGCACCGCUCGAUAACCCACGUCUACAACACCUGACAAACCUGAAGAACCGUCAGAAUGGCUUGUCAGCUAUGGACAGCAAGUCUAGCAUGCUUGGAGGCAAGGCUGAGAAGUCAGCUUUCACGUUCACAACUCCGACCACCGGCAAGCGAUCCUUCGAGCCCACCACGCCCAAUGAUUCCGAUGGCGAGAACGUUGAUCCAAGCAUGAUCAGCUCGCCGUCCAAGAAGGUCAAGACCUUCUCGUUUGACAUCCCCGCGAAGCCAUUCGCCUUCACCCUGAAGCCGAAUGCAGCGUCUCCACGAAGCUUUGCCACACCCAAGAAGGCACUGGUCUCGUCAGUCCGUUCGCCCAUGACCGCCCCCGCUGGUCGAUCGCCACCACGUAAGACUAUGGGCGUCUCCAAGAACCGACGUACCUCGGCGCCCUUCUCACGUGUUGACCCACCAGCCUCGAUGCGCUCCACUUCAAGCCUGCCGUUCAGCCUCGAUGCAGCUAUCCAAGGCACUGUCACUCCUACUCCUGUUCAGAAGUCAAUGCCCAAGUCCUGGCUCUUCGAGAUCCAUGAGGACACUCCGGAUGAAGCUGUAGCUAACCUGGUCGAGCACCAUACCAUGUACCUCGACCUCAGCUCCGAUGAUGAGGACAAGGUCCGUGAGAGGACUGAUAGAGGCAAAGAGAACGUCGCGCCUGAGGGGUAUGAUGCCACCGUUGCCUCGUCCGCUAUCCACAACCACGUUCCCGGCAUGGGGGCGCUUGGAUCAUCGUCGACUGACGCUUCCACUGUCACUUCCAAGAAGUCAAAGACCAUUGUACGCAAGAAGAAGCUCGCCCUCGAUGCGAUGGACGACGGGGAGCGAUCGCCGCUGUCUGACCUCGAGACUGAGCCCUUCUUUCCAGAUGGCUUAGACUCUAGCUCUCACGUCAUCGUUGAUGCUCUGCCCGAGAAACCUGCAUCGUCAUGCUUUGCCAUCAGCGAACUCUUCGCCACACCCGCGUCUGAACCUACGUCUGAGCCUGCAACUGCCCUCGGGGCAGAAGCAACCUCGUUGACUGCCGCUGACGCUGCUGUGUCGGCAGCUGACAUUGCGAGCACAGCCGAGCCCGAGAUUGUCGUUUUCGAGGACCCGAUUGCUUGA